AGGGUCACAAUUUUGCAAACAGAGGAGCAGCAUGCAUCAUCAGAGCGUGUGGAUUGUGGGUCCACUGGUGGUGACCCUGUGUGCCAGCCUCGCUUGGGCCCAGUUCCCUCGAGAGUGCAUCACUCCCGAGGGACUGAGGAGCGGCCAGUGUUGUCCAUCCCCUGCAGGCGUGGCAGGGGAUGAGUGUGGCUCCAGCACAGGAAGAGGGCAAUGUGUGACAAUUGCUGCUGAUAGUCGUCGCCACGGGCCACAAUACCCGUAUGCAGGUCGUGAUGACAGGGAGAGGUGGCCUCUGAGAUUCUUCAACCGCACCUGCCAGUGUAAUGGCAACUUCAGCGGCUACAACUGUGGACGAUGCAAGCAUGGUUUGACUGGGCCAAACUGUGAUCAGAGGAUCUCUGUAGUGAGGAGGAAUGUCAUGCAGAUGAGCACAGCUGAGAAGCAGGUUUUUGUAAAUGCCUUAGACCAAGCUAAAAAGACAGUUCAUCCUGACCUGGUCAUCUGCACAAGAAGGUACCAGGAAGUGUUUGGGCCCGAUGGCAGCACACAGUUUGAGAAUAUCACCAUUUACAACUAUUUUGUUUGGAGCCACUACUACUCUGUCAGUAAGACAUACCUUGGACCGGGCCAGGCUAGUUUUGGAGGUGUGGAUUUCUCACAUGAAGGUCCAGGUUUUGUCACCUGGCAUCGAUUUCAUCUGCUGCAACUGGAGAGAGACAUGCAGGAUAUGCUGGGUGAUCCCACCUUUGCUCUGCCAUACUGGAACUUUGCCAUUGGCGGCAGCGAAUGUGACAUCUGCACUGACGACCUGCUGGGAGCGAGGAGUGCCUUCGACUUGAACUCCAUCAGCUCCAACUCCGUGUUCUCUCAGUGGAGAGUCAUCUGCGAGAGCGUGGAGGACUACGACGCACUGGGCACCGUCUGCAACAGUACUGAGAGCAGUCCAAUCAGGAGGAACCCAGCAGGCAACGUGGCACGACCCAUGGUGCAGAGGUUGCCGGAGCCCCAGGAUGUGCUGGACUGUCUGGAGCUUAAUACUUUCGACACUCCACCUUACUACUCCACCUCUUCUGAGAGCUUCAGGAACAGCAUUGAAGGCUACAGUGCCCCCCAGGGGAUGUACGACCCCGUCAUCCGCAGCCUCCACAAUCUAGCUCACCUCUUUCUCAACGGGACAGGUGGACAGACCCACCUAUCUCCUAAUGAUCCCAUCUUUGUCUUGCUGCACACUUUCACCGAUGCAGUGUUCGAUGAGUGGCUCCGCAGGCAUCAGCCAGGUGAAAUAGUUUAUCCAGAAGAAAACGCCCCAAUUGGACACAACCGCAGAUUCAACAUGGUUCCUUUUUGGCCUCCUGUCACCAAUGCUGAGAUGUUUGUCCCUGCCCCUGAAAACCUGGGAUACUCGUAUGAGGUCCAGUGGCCAGCUCGUCCCCUCACCCUGUCUGAGAUCAUCACGGUGGCCAUUGUUGUGGCAGUGGUGGUUGUCGCAGCUGUGGGCGGGGUUGUCGCCUGUGCUGUGCGUGCUCGCUCCCACAGCUCGGCCGAAGUCCUGGAGCCACUGCUGGCAGAGACCUACAGGCGUUACUCAGAGGAGGACAGGAGGCUGGACAAGCCUCAGUCUGUUGUCUGAGUCCACUUCUGUCUGAAGAGGGCCUUCUGACUUUUUUUUUUAAUCUACCAGUCUCUUCUAAUAAAGCGGAGGUGGUUUUAUA
Molecule: messenger RNA, 1712 nt
Organism: Gambusia affinis (western mosquitofish)
Lineage: Eukaryota; Metazoa; Chordata; Actinopteri; Cyprinodontiformes; Poeciliidae
Gene: tyrp1b
Product: tyrosinase-related protein 1b
Exons: 9
Coding region: 32-1630 (532 amino acids)
Biological process (GO): melanocyte differentiation; melanosome organization
Cellular component (GO): melanosome
Molecular function (GO): oxidoreductase activity
Source: RefSeq, a predicted model, not a curated record